AAAAUUGCGAAAAAUCGCGUACUCUGAUAGUAUUAAAAAGUCGGGGUGUUACAGCUUCGGCCCAAAAAGCGUGUGUGUUAAUAGCCCAAAUGUGGGCAGUUUUGGGCAAGUUUGGCAGCCGGCCCAAAUGGCUUUUUAAGCCUGUUUUGUGUCCCGUAUUCCGUUUUUCGUACCGAUAUCAAUUUCUAAAAUUAUUUUCAAAUAAUAAAAUUUUAGGAAAAUUAUUUUUAAGUCCCGAAACUUCAAUUUUGUACUCCGAGUCUUAUUCUUUUAAAAAUGAGAGAGUUCCAA
Striga hermonthica is the source of this 291-nucleotide messenger RNA. The record is from the annotation of a GenBank genome assembly. Lineage: Eukaryota; Viridiplantae; Streptophyta; Magnoliopsida; Lamiales; Orobanchaceae.